Trifolium pratense (red clover) is the source of this 2148-nucleotide messenger RNA. RefSeq names its product casein kinase I-like. Gene Ontology annotation, molecular function: protein serine/threonine kinase activity; ATP binding. The record is from RefSeq and is a predicted model, not a curated record. NCBI's taxonomy places the organism in Eukaryota, Viridiplantae, Streptophyta, Magnoliopsida, Fabales, Fabaceae. Gene Ontology annotation, cellular component: cytoplasm; nucleus. Gene Ontology annotation, biological process: signal transduction; endocytosis; peptidyl-serine phosphorylation. The transcript has 15 exons. Bases 378 to 1661 code for a protein of 427 amino acids.
CAAAACCGUGUUUUUCAAUUUGCACAUGGAAUGGAAGAUAACAUUCAUUUACUCGGUUACAUUACAUUACAACAGGUUUAGUUUGUUAGCUAGCUUGUACAGGUCAGCACCAACCGACUUUUUAAAACCAUAAUAUUUCUCUUUUAUUUCCUUCCUAUUUUAACCCUCACUUUUUUAUAAUCUUCUUCUUCAAUCCAUUUUUCAUUCAAUCUCUUCUCUCUCUCUUUGUCUCUCCACCAAACCAAACCAAACCCUCUUUUUCCUCUUUCCCUUCUAAUUAUCGCCGUUAACAACCGUCGAUCGUCACGUACCGUCGUCAUUCAUUUCAUCAUCACCACCAUCACCAUCAUCCGCCAAGGCACACCUGCCCGUUCAAUAUGGAGUGGGUCGUCGGCGGCAAGUUUAAGAUUGGUCGCAAAAUCGGAAGCGGUUCAUUCGGUGAAAUUUAUAUCGCGUCAGAUAUGGAUACUUCUGAGAUCGUAGCCGUCAAAAUGGAGAAGAAGAAAACAAGACAUCCACAACUAUUGUAUGAGGCUAAAUUAUACAGUAUUCUUCAAGGAGAAAGUGGUGUUCCGAGUAUGAAAUGGUGUGGUACUGAUGGAGACCAUAAUGUUCUGGUUAUUGAUCUUUUGGGACGUAGUCUGGAGGACCUUUUUGUCUUCUGCGGGAGCAAGUUUUCUUUAAAAACAGUUUUGAUGUUGGCCGAUCAGAUGCUUUCGAGAAUAGAAUAUAUGCAUUCCAAGGGAUUUUUGCAUAGAGACAUAAAACCAGAUAACUUUCUAAUGGGUAUUAGGAGAAAAUCAAGUCAGGUUUAUAUAAUUGAUUUUGGACUAGGAAAAAGAUAUAGGGAUCCCAAAACAAACAAGCAUAUUCCUUACAGAGAGAAUAAAAAUUUAACCGGGACUGCACGAUAUGCAAGUUGCAAUACUCACUUAGGAAUUGAGCAAAGUCGUCGUGAUGAUUUGGAGUCUAUUGGCUAUGUUCUUAUGUACUUCUUAAGAGGAAGCCUUCCUUGGCAGGGUCUGAAAGCUGUCACCAAAGAGGAAAAAUAUGACAAGAUUCGUGAGAAGAAGUUAUCAACUUCGAUUGAGAAACUUUGCGAGUCAUAUCCCGUGGAGUUCACGUCUUACUUUAAUUAUUGUCGCUCUUUGACAUUUGAUCAAGAUCCAGAUUAUGGGUUCUUAAAGCGUCUGUUUCGUGAUUUGUUCACUCGUGAAGGAUAUGAGCAUGACAAUUUAUUCGACUGGACCAUCCUAAAACAGCAACAGACAAAGAGACAAAUGCAAUCACCGCCUUCAAAUGCUGUGCCUAGUGCUGUGCCUAGCAGUCUACAACCAAUGAUUGUGGAAAAGCAUACAGGAAUCAAUAAUUCACCUCAAAUUACUGUAACAAAAUUGGUAACCAAUCUUGAUCGUCUAAACGUGCGUGGGCAGCCUAAGCCAUCUAAUGUUAAGAAUCUAAAUGCCAAGAAUCAUACCGGAAAACAUAAUGUGAACAAUGGUCCAUCCACUUCAUCUGCUUUGCCCAAAUCGACUACAGAAAAUGUUUCCAAGCCUGAAAGGCCCACAGGAACCUCAAACCUAGGUCGUGUAUUUGGGAAUAACUCCCAUGUUUCAAGCAGCUGGAUUCCUUCAUUACGGCGAAUUUCUUCAGCCAAAUAGUUGAUAGUAUUUCGGAGGAGUCACUUAAAGCUUCUCUUUAUUUUCACUGUUGCAUAUGUCAUACCACUCACUUCACCAGAGGAACCGUACGACAACUAAGAUUCCUUGCAUGAUUAACUACAUGGCACCUUCCUAUCAAAUGUAAUGGCUUGUCCCACUUUAAGAGUCGGAGAGAGGGAAACUUCAAAGGUUUUAACAAUUUUGAAGAACAAGGUAUGCUAAUGGACAUCCAUAUGAGGUUCAGGGUCAUCGGUUAUAGUAGACCUAUAAAUUGUGAUUAGUCAAACGUGCAUGAAUGAUAUGAGGGGAAGCCACAAAUUAUUUGUAGUCAUUAUUUAAGUGUCUUGAUUUUCUUUCAAGCAUUUUAAUACACAUAUUCGGUUGUCUAUCUCGUGUACAGUUAGGUUUGUAAGCAUUCAGUCUGAUUGUAACUGUAACCCAACAACUAAAUUAUUCACAAAUCAAUCCAAUUCAUAGUUUAUUGAAA